AAAAACGUCAGGACAACCUUGGCCAGAAACCAUUACGCUGAGAACACCAAGUAUAAAAUCAAAUGCUGGCGCAGAGUCGUGAUGAAAGCUGAUGGAGAUGCUCAAAUGGGGGAGCUGGUUGGAGGUCUCCAUGUGGGCCGUAGCAUCGCCAUCAGGGGGCGAGUCAAGCCAUAUCCAAAGAGUUUUAACGUCGACCUCUUGAUGGGCAGUAGCAGCAGCAGCGACGUGGCACUGAGCCUGAACCCUCGCAUGAAUGCCACCUCAAAUGAGGUGGUGUUUGGACGCAACUCCUUUCUGUCUGGUUCCUGGGGUGUGGAGGAGCGCAAGCUGGACAAGUUCCCCUUUGCACCUGGCUUCUACUUUGAGAUGAAAAUCCACUGUGGCGCCAAUGCGUUCACCGUGUCCGUCGACUGCGUCCGUCUCCUGGAGUACGAAUACCGUGUCGACCUGGACCGGAUCACCCAUGUGAGAGUGUUCGGCGACUUGAAUCUGAUGUUCGUCAAGCUGAAGUGACUUCAUCAUGGCAACGUUUGAAGCGCUGCUUUCUGUUCAUGCUUAUAUCUCAUACUAUCCAUAUAAAGGGUUAUUAGAACCCACUCUUGACUUUAAUGAUGUAAAAUGGCAAGAGAAAUUCAAAUGAACAACUUGGAACUAUGAAGCUCCAGAAGUUGAGGGUUCACGGUGAUCCUUUGAACUUUUUCUUGCUCAAAUUUUAUUGACAGUUUAUCCAUUGUAAAAAAAAAAAAUUAGCAAAAGUAUGUUGUCUAUUACACUUGUGAAUUCAUUUAUGCCAAUAAAGAGUGUGACAAAAGUA
Messenger RNA from Hippocampus comes (tiger tail seahorse), 814 nucleotides. Its product is annotated as galectin-8-like. The transcript has 4 exons. Gene Ontology annotation, molecular function: carbohydrate binding. The record is from RefSeq and is a predicted model, not a curated record. Lineage: Eukaryota; Metazoa; Chordata; Actinopteri; Syngnathiformes; Syngnathidae. Gene Ontology annotation, cellular component: cytoplasm. The coding region runs from base 82 to 513 and encodes 143 amino acids.